This is a messenger RNA of Magnolia sinica, 2225 nucleotides long. RefSeq lists its product as uncharacterized. The transcript has 7 exons. Bases 84 to 464 code for a protein of 126 amino acids. The record is from RefSeq and is a predicted model, not a curated record. Lineage: Eukaryota; Viridiplantae; Streptophyta; Magnoliopsida; Magnoliales; Magnoliaceae.
CGUGCGCAAUAUCUGCCAAUCUCGGAAAUGUCGGAGGGAGGAAGCGGCCCUUUCCAAUUUUCCGAUGGUUGCAGCUGAGAGGUAUGCAUGGUGGUGGUUUUCUCUCCCUGGAUCUGCUGAUCUUGGAAAAGUUGGAGGAGGUGAUCCUUUCCAAUUUUUCCAAAGUUGCAAGUAUCUUCACAGGAGAGCCCUCUACAUUGUUGGCCUUGCAGAAUUCUGUAAGGGGUUUGCUAGCGUCAUUUGCCCCUUUCCAUACUCAAGCUUUGUAUGAAGCAUGCUUGCCAUAUGCCAAGUGCGUGACAUUUGACCAGUUCAUGAGGCGCCCCGCACUGAAGACAUUCCAGAGCAGCAUGUCUUUUCAUUGUGGACAAGGAAGGUGUCUAGCAAACCUCUUAUUUGGUAUUAGAAGUUGGGUACAUUGGAGAUCUAUCGAGAAGCAUUGCCUAGUUGGAGCUGGUGACUGAUUUGCGCUUUCCAGUUCUCCUCUCCUGAAAUUCUCAAGGGCCCAGCAUUCCUUUUGGAUUUCCUGACCAUUGCAGGUGCCUUGGGUUACUGGUUGAUGGGAGAUGAAAUUUUGGGGAGUGAUGGUAAAAGCAUUGCUUCACCUCCAUGGGAUAUGAGAUUGUUUGCACGCAGUUUGAGCAGAUUGGUCCUUUUGUUGCAUUUGUGAUCUGGCAACUGGGGCAAGUGAUAGAAGCAUCUGCGGAUGGAAAUCUCUCCAACCUGCAAGGGAUUCAAGGACCAGAGCUGGUGAAUGAAGUUUUGGCUAUGGGAAUGAAUCUUUCAGGAUGCUUAGAGGCCAAAAAGACUUGGUUUCAGGUUAUGGUUUAUAUCAUAGAUUGGGCUAUGCAACUCUGUUUUGAAGAAAUCAAAGUCCUACCGUUUGCAUAAAGCAACAAGGAACAGAACUGUUUCCUCCUCUCCCCAUCAAACUCAUGAGAGAUUUCUUCCGCGGUUGUCUGGACAUGUGAAAAGCUCCAGUUGGAAGGUGGACAUUCGUCAUUUCUCUUAUUCUAACUCAGGAGAAGAGAUUUCUUCAGUGGUCAUUUGGAUGCAUGAAAAGCUCCAGUCAGAAGGUGGACAUUCCUCUCCUCUUAUGAGAAGAGAUUUCUAAUUGAGACGUUUGGAUGUGAAAACCUCUGGUUGGAGGGUAGACAUUGCUCCCACUCCUCGCCUCUCCUCUCCUCUCCUCUCUUUACUUCUUAAAGGGUGGUUUGGUUGCAUGAAAAGCCCAGUUGGAAAGUGGACAUUCCUUGUCUGCUAACACACAUGAGAUUUCUUCAGGGGAGUUGUUUGGAUGCAUGAAAAGUUACAGUUGGAAGGCAGACAUUUAUCUCCUCCCAACUCAAGAGGAGAUUUCUUCAGGGUUGGCGGAUGUCCGCAUGAAUGAGAGCUUUCUUGCAUUGGAUGCCACUAUUACGCAACAUGGGUCCAUCGGGCAGCGCUGCCCACAAAAGAAGUUGAAUAUUGUGGCCACCACAAGGGAGACUAGGGUGCAGCUAUCCUGGCUCCAUCUGAUUUUUAUUUCUAUUUUCAAUCUUGAUCUUGCUCGUAUCAACCCUGGAAGAAACUCCUGUCAUAAAGUGGCCCAGAUAGAUUUUGUAAGGUUGCGGGUGGUAUGGGGACAACAUAUUGGACAGAGCUGAUUGUCAAAUAUUUGACAUUCUUAGAUGACGGAGCUGAUGGUCAAUGUCAGUAUACGUUUUGGCUAGAAAAUCAAGUGGAUCAACUGCUCUAGAUGUAGGGCCCUUAAUAAGAGGUUAAAUUCAGAUGGUUAUUAUUAUUAUUUGCAACCAAAUGAGCACCGGCAGGUUAAAUCCUUGGACCUACUGGAGUCUCAAAACCAUGGGGGUUUGGUUGGCCACUUUUGAUUUUCGGGCCCCAAGGAUGACACGACGGGGGCAUAUGAUGUACUACCUGAAUUUUGAGGUCGUGGGAGAAAAUUGAGUUGGUUCACGUGAUGGAAUGAGUGGAGGGGGUGUCUGCACAAGCGGUACAGGGCGAUAAAAGCCUUAUCCACAGACUACAGCUUCACAGCCUCGUGAUAAGUGUCUGCACAAGCAGUCGAGGGUGAUAAGCCUCGUAGCAGUACACAAGGGGCUGUCAUUCCAAUGCCAUACUCAAAUACUUGACCGAGAACAAGUCGCGUGGAUGGUUUUGUCUGCACCUCUCUAUUUGAGUGUGAUUAGUACAUUUCUUUACAUUUGUAAAGCUAUUGAGUACAA